Messenger RNA from Prorocentrum cordatum, 2090 nucleotides. NCBI's taxonomy places the organism in Eukaryota, Dinophyceae, Prorocentrales, Prorocentraceae. The record is from the annotation of a GenBank genome assembly.
GGCGGCACCCCGAAGCCUGAAAUGCUACGGGAUCGUACGGAAAUUGGGGACACCAAAAGGUACUGACACCGCUCCGUAGCCACUUUGGCUCAAGCAUGCGUGCCCGCUAGCGGGAACUGAGCUAGGCGCCGCGGCUGCCAAGCUGUCACACAAACAUCGGUUGUGGUUGCACAGGCCUGCUGCGUGCCCGUCGGGAUGGCAGGAAGCGGCGCUGAUGAGACCCAGCUGGGGGGGCGGCAGGGCCCCUCGAGGACGGGCCUCAGGACCGCGUUGACGAAUCUCAGGAGCGCGGGCGACAGGAGUCCGGACCGUACUUGCUCGGAUGCUAUCCGUUCUUCGUCGAUAAAGUCUUGGAGCUGAAGAAGGUGAAGAAGAAGGCCACGCGUGCACAUUGCGUUGGCCCUGUCAUGGAUCUAGCACUCUGGUGUCCAGUCAUACAUGCCCUCGUCAUGUUCUCGUUCAUGGGGCUGGGCCUCCUGAUAGGGAAACAGAGCCAGGCACGGGGCACCCUUGAUCUGGCCUGCCCAAAAUUGUGGCUUGCGCUGGCUGCUGGCACUUGCUUUGCCUUGAUGUGCCUCGAGGUUCACAUCGCAAAGUAUUCGAGCAUAUGGUACAGCGACAAGGCGCGUGAUCAGUCCAAGAAUAAUGGCCACAUUGGAUGGCCGUGCAUGCCCGUCCAGAUGCUCGAUGGCUUGUUGCGUUGUUGUUGCUCCUCUUGGUCCACGUGGAACGAAUUCCAGGACACAUGGUAUUUCCAUGUGUGGUUUAUUUGGCUCUUUGGGCUAGGCACCGUGACUUUGUACAGCCGGUUUCAGGCGAACGCAUUUUUGGGGGUGCUUGUCUACGGCUACUUUCAUCAGGGCAGGUCGACCGUGGUGGAUUCAGUCUGGAAGGAGACGUUGCGCCAAUCGCGUUUCAUACGUGAGUACUUCCCGCUUUCGGCCAUACUCCUUAUCAUGUUCAUCGCAUAGAUCCUCCACUACGCUUUCGGCGUGAUAAGUUACUGGCCCCGCUGCGGGUGGAAGACGACAGACCACAAGCGGUGGCAACUGGAUCUGACAUGUGAUCGCCCGAAGUGGAUGGCUUGGGGGAGGAGUUUCGAGUUGGAGGUCAAGGGAACAGAGAACCUCGAGAGAACCAUCACAGGCCCACUCGAGUGGGACUCUUGGAGAGGUAGUUUCAAGGGCGGACUAGUUGUGGUGCAUCGCCCGGCCGGUAAUACCUCGCUCUCAGGCCCUGCAGGCGGACCUCUGUACCUGUAUAGUAGAGGGCGCCUCUACGAGCCAUCCGAGGAAGGCUUCCCAUUCAUCAUAAAAUGGACAAGUAACAGGUUUGCAUACACCACCUUGACAGGUGCAGAAGCAACCUCGUCCACAGUAUUGGACGGAAUCGCAGAGUGCUGCAGCAUGUCUAUCAUGUAGGAAAUGCACAAGUUGGAGCUAAAGGAUUGGGGGAAGGCGAGUGACUUACUUGUCGAGUACGAGGAUUUCAAGAAGGUGCAUGAUGAUGCCCCCACAGAAGAGAUGACAGGUGCACUCAUCCAGGAAGUGCGAACCCUCCUUGGCAAUGCUGUCAAUGUCACGCGGUGUGCCUUCUCACGUCUAUUGGCGUCUGCUUCUGUGGUGUUCAACUCCACUUCCAGGUCACCCAUACCAACGCACUCUGUUCGGGUACGAAGCAAUGCCCACACGCCCAGCAGGCCCUCUGGCUCGGAAUUGCUUCGGCUCUCGUGUCAAUGUUCUUAAUUCUUGUCAAGGUUGUCGACAUCACCAGGUAGUUGUGUACUGUAUUUGAUCUUCUCCGGCGCUACGGAGAAGUUCUCGACCCCGAUCACGGGAAAGGGCAGUUGCAGUCAAUGUUGAAUCAAAUCAAUACGUCCAAAUGGAGGCUAUAUGUUGAUCUGUUUUAAUGGUGCCAGCGUGUUUAACGUUUGUCUGGAACUUUUCGUGGGUAGGUGCCAAGUGGACUAUGGAUAGUUUUGUUUGUCCGAGCCACAUGUGGAACUUCCCUGCUCUGAUGGAGUUAACGAACCCAGUGAGCGGUUGUGUGGAGCUCAAGGACACAACCUUCUCGGUGUCAUAGACCGACAA